This is a messenger RNA of Eriocheir sinensis (Chinese mitten crab), 7198 nucleotides long. RefSeq names its product nucleoporin NDC1-like. Lineage: Eukaryota; Metazoa; Arthropoda; Malacostraca; Decapoda; Varunidae. The record is from RefSeq and is a predicted model, not a curated record. Bases 215 to 4348 code for a protein of 1377 amino acids. Gene Ontology annotation, molecular function: RNA polymerase II complex binding; protein-macromolecule adaptor activity; mRNA binding. Gene Ontology annotation, cellular component: mRNA cleavage factor complex; nuclear pore transmembrane ring; cytoplasm. The transcript is spliced from 22 exons. Gene Ontology annotation, biological process: termination of RNA polymerase II transcription; nuclear pore organization.
CACUGAUGGUAGUCCAGGACAACCAUUAUGGAAUGAGUCUUCUUCAUCAAGUGCCACACAUCAAAACUCUUUCAUCUCAGAGCCUGCUGAAGUCACUGAUAAUAGUCCUGGGCAACCAAUAAGGAAUGAGUCUUCUUCAUCAAGUGCUGCACAUCAAAUCCCUGUCAUCUCAGAGCCUGAUGAGGUCACUGCUAGCAGCCCUAGGCACACCCUUAUGAAGGAGUCUUCUUCAUCAAGGGACAGACAUCGUCGACACAGCUCAUCUGUCUCCAAACGACAUCGAAAGGAGUCGCCAGCAAGCACCAGCAAGCAUCGCCACAGAGAAAUGGCAUCCCUCCAAGACUUCAAGGCUUCCCUCAAGUUGCUGAAAGGUUCCAAGAAAGUUAUAUUCUCGUUAACAGACCAGGCAAAGUGUUUAGGUGCCUAUGCCCAGGGUGUUGUCAACGCUAUCGUUGAAUACAUUGACUCGCAGACGCAGAGUGAGGACAAGAUGCUUGGACUGUUUCUCUUUGACUCCAUCUUCAAGAAUGUGGGCAGUCCCUUCACAGAUAUUAUUCAGUCCCGAGUCAGCGACAUCUUCUGCAGAAUUUUCAUAGAGGCUAAGGAGGAUGUCCGGGUACUGCUGCAAACAACCCGCCUCAGCUGGAAUGGGCACUUUCCUUCUGAAGUGUUGAUUCCACUGGACAAGAGAGUGAGAGCCAUGGAUCCUGCAUGGCCUGACUUCAAGGUCACCAAAGUAGCUGGUCAGGGGAUGAGUUUGCCUACCCCUAGUAGCAGCAGCAGUCAUUGGCACAACUCAUUUGUCUCCAAGCGGCAUCGAGGGGAGUCACCAGCACCCCCCAGCAAGCGGUGCCGCAGAGAGCAGACGCAGAGUGACGACAAGAUGCCGGGCCUGUACCUCCUAGACUCCAUCGUCAAGAGUGUGGGCCAGCCCUUCACAGAGAUUAUUCAGUCCCGAGUCAGCGACGUCUUCUGCAGAAUUUUCAUGCAGGCUGAGAAGGAUAUCCGGGUACUGCUGCAUACGACCCGCCUCAGCUGGAGUCAGCACUUUCCUUCUGAAGUCUUGAUUCCACUGGAUAUCAGAGUGAGAGCCAUGGAUCCUGCAUGGCCUGACUUCAAGGUCACCAAGGUGGUGGGUGUGCCUGCCCCAAGGAGCAGUGCCAGCAGCAGCCGUGAUAACAUUGUCUCUCCUGCAGUGACUAGCAUCCAUGAAGAACCCAGCACAAACCAACUGCAAUUCAAGUUGGUAUAUAGAGGAGACAAGCAACGCAAGGAGCCAUGGCCCCAAUUCACCAACGUUGGGGAUCUUCUUCAACGAGUGGUCUCGCCCACAGAGUGCACUACUGCUUCAGUCUUUCUUACACCUGGCGCUUCACCCUCAGAUGUGGGUUUCAUCCCAGGCUCUUCUGAGGUCACUGGUGGUGGUCCUGGGCAACCAAUAAGGAAUGAGUCUUCUUCAUCAAGUGCCACACAUCAAAACCCUGUCAUCUCAGAGCCUGAUGAUGUCACUGGUGGUGGUCCUGGGCAACCAAGAAGGAAUGAGUCUUCUUCAUGUGCCACACAUCAAAACCCUGUCAUCUCAGAGCCUGAUGAGGUCACUGAUGGUAGUCCUGGGCAACCACUAUGGAAUGAGUCUUCUUCAUCAAGUGCCACACAUCAAAACUCUUUCAUCUCAGAGCCUGAUGAGGUCACUGAUGGUAGUCCUGGGCAACCACUGUGGAAUGAGUCUUCUUCAUCAAGUGCCACACAUCAAAACUCUUUCAUCUCAGAGCCUGAUGAGGUCACUGAUGGUAGUCCUGGGCAACCACUAUGGAAUGAGUCUUCUUCAUCAAGUGCCACACUUCAAAACUCUUUCAUCUCAGAGCCUGAUGAGGUCACUGAUGGUAGUCCUGGCCAACCACUAUGGAAUGAGUCUUCUUCAUCAAGUGCCACACAUCAAAACUCUCUCAUCUCAGAGCCUGGUGAGGUCACUGAUGGUAGUCCUGGGCAACCAAUAAGCAAUGAGUCUUCUUCAUCAAGUGCCACACAUCCAAACCCUGUCAUCUCAGAGCCUGCUGAGGUCACUGCUAGCAGCCCUAGGCACACCCUUAUGAAGGAGUUUUCUUCGUCAAGGGACAGACAUCGUCGACACAGCUCAUCUGUCUCCAAACGUCAUCGAGAGGAGUCGCCAGCGCACACCAGCAAGCGGUGCCACAGAGAGAUGGCAUCUCUCCAAGUCUUCAAGGCUUCCCUCAAGUGGCUGAAAGGUUCCAAGAAAGUUAUGUUCUCUUUAACGGACCAGGCAAAGUGUUUAGGUGCCUACGCCCAGGGUGUUGUCAACGCUAUUGUUGAAUACAUUGACUCGCAGACGCAGAGUGAGGACAAGAUGCUGGGACUGUUUCUGCUUGACUCCAUCUUCAAGAAUGUGGGCAGUCCCUUCACAGAUAUUAUUCAGUCCCGAGUCAGCGACAUCUUCUGCAGAAUGUUCAUAGAGGCUAAGGAGGAUGUCCGGGUACUGCUGCAAACAACCCGCCUCAGCUGGAAUGGGCACUUUCCUUCUGAAGUGUUGAUUCCACUGGACAAGAGAGUGAGAGCCAUGGAUCCUGCAUGGCCUGACUUCAAGGUCACCAAAGUAGCUGGUCAGGGGAUGAGUUUGCCUACCCCUAGUAGCAGCAGCAGUCAUUGGCACAACUCAUUUGUCUCCAAGCAGCAUCGAGGGGAGUCACCAGCACCCCCCAGCAAGCGGUGCCGCAGAGAGAUAUUACUAUGGAGAUAUGUACGAGCUCUGGGAUGCCUGCUUUUGCUACAAGUUGCUGUACCAAUGGCUGUCUGCAACCUGUACUAUACUGUUAUUGUGCAAGGAAUCUUCAACCCAGUAACAGUCAUCACAAAUAUUAUGGUUUUCUGUAUUUCUCCUUCAAAGCUGGUGCAGCUGAUCAUCCCAGCCAUCUGUUUUGUUCUCUUAGCAAGAGUCCAUGUUAAAUCGUACACAGUCCAUGCUUGGGUGCCUUUGUCUAUGUGGGAAAGCUGGCGGAGACUCUUCUCCGUGACUGUGUUGUGCCAGAGCUUCAUGAUUGCACUGGCAUGCUCCGUAUUGGCAAGCUUCUUCGCAUCACUAGCACAUCCCAGUUUCCAUUUCUUUGCAGUGCCAUGCUUGCCUCAGGAUAUAAUGUGUUCAAAUCGCAAAGGCAUUAUUAUGUCCCUUGGAUUUUGUGUGGGCAUUCGUUAUGCUUAUAAAUAUUUCAUUGAAAAUGGGAAUGUCAUAAUUCCUGCCCCAGCUCACCCAAGAAAAUUGCAGCUCAUCAAAGCCAACCUGAAUCUUCAGAAACUGAGGGAAGCUUGCAACACCUAUGGAGCCAGCAAAUUUUCACUCUGCUAUUGCACUUUGUUUAGUGUUUUGCUGACUGGUUUAUUUGGAAGGGGAGACUGGCGAGACAUUCUGCAGACUUUCACCUUCCCAUUAGUGGCAAUGAUGGUUCUUUCUGCAGUGCUUUUGACUGUCACCCUCUUCCUGUUCUCACAAGUUUUCCAGAUUUUUAUUGCUGAGCCCAUAGAAAUCCCCCUUACCAGUGGUGAGGAGAGCAGCCCUAAUACAGAGGAAGAUUCUUGGCGCUUGUGUAAUGCUCUCAGCUCAUCAGGACUCCUCCAGCUCCUGGCAUUUUGGGACCUCAAGUCACUUGCCUCUUCAGACCCAAGGAACUACCACAGGCGUGCUCAAGUGUUUAUGAUUAGUCAUCCAGGUGGCCAUCCUCGUAACUGGUUGGGGAUCAUGAAUCCAUCUUUGAAUCUGAUUCGCAAGUUUACUGAAAGACUACGUAGGCACAAUUGCCCCGAAGAGCUCCCUAAAGUAACUCCUCCAAAUCCAGCUGGAACUGAUAUUAACAAGAAUGAAGUUGCCAAACCACAACCCACCUCUCUUAAAACAAGAAUAAGCAAGUUGCUUCAGAGUCUUAAGAGGUACCAAAUCUUUGGUUACUUUUUGAGUGAACUACCUGAUGCUGUAAACAGAAGCAUUUUUGUGGAAGCACUUCCAGUCAUAUGGGCAGUACAUGCUCUGGGAGAUUUAGCUGCUGCAUCAUUCACAGAAGACAAGUUUGGUGUCGUGCAAAGAAAUAUACCGGACAUCCUGAUGGCCUUCACACAGCUACAGAAAGUACUUGAUAAUUUGGGGCGUGCUACAAUAACCAGAAGAGCAAACACAGCAGGAAACUAUCAACUGGAACUAAAGCUGAGGAAGGCACUGAGAGCAUCCUUGAGGUCAGCUCUUUACACCAUCACCACCACUUUUGGACCAACAGUGCUAGAGAUGCAAGUGUCUGCAGACUGUCAAAAUAAGCUUAAAUCAUACUUGGAAUUCAAAGAAGGAUGAAAUAUGGUGGAAAAUUUGUCUCCAGACCUGCUUUAAUUCACAGAUCAUCUUGCAUUUUUGGCAGUGAUUUGGAUAAUUUAAGGCUUAACUGAUGCAAACUGUGAUAAUAAGCAUAUUCAUAUCAUAUUAGCAAGCAAUGAACUGUUUGGACAGUAUUUCCAGGGAAUGAGCACUGAUCAUAAUCCUUGUUUAAGUAGUGAUUUCCUGACAAUGAAAUCACUGUAGUAAAAUGGAAUAAUAUUCCCCAAUCACUCCCAAUAGCUUUACUCUUCAGUUGCUUCUCAAGUGGAAAAACUUGACAUCACUAGUACAUAUAUUUUUGUGGUACUGAAAGUGUCAGGUAAGUUUCAAGGCAUUAUUUGACUGUUGUAUACUCUUUGUAUGUACUUUUGAAUCUCGCUGUUUGUUAAACGUGGUUAUUGGUGAAGGCAAAAUAUCCAAGAAUUCCUCGAUUGUGAACAUGACAGGACAUGAAGGCAAGUGAGCCCACCUUUGCGAAUGGCGAGGUUUGACAGUAUUUAUUGUGUGACUUGAAUUAACUUUUGUUUUACUUAAUUUUAUAAGCAAGCUAACAAACAAACUUUCCUCCUGCCGUUUUUUGCUAGUCUAAACUUGAUCCUCUUCCUUUCAUUCUUGUUUUGUAAUAAGUGAAAGAAAAUUGUAGCAAUAGCAGUGUGUUGCUUGUGUCAUGUUAUGCUUAAGGUGUUUACUAAGGAGUAAUGUGAAAAUGUUUACUUUUGGUUGCUCUGUAGGUGGAAUGAAGUUUUCUUUUCUUUGGCAGUAGGCAUUUUUUGCCAUUUUUGUCACAACCUUAUUAUGACUACUGUGUAGUAUGCGUAUGCCAAAACGUUAUAAUAGGGAACAAUACUGUUGCUGUUUGUUUAGCUCAGUAUUCAAGGGUCCAAAGACACCACAGCACAUUAGUUUGAUUACAUAUUUUACAAAUACUCUCGAGGAAGCAGCAUACCGGUACCAGCUCUACUUCUGCCUACAAAUUGCACAAAGACUCGAUAUAAGAAUAUCAUAUUAGUUAUAUUUUUACCUAUGAGGAUGUGUGUGUUAACAUACUUGCUGUACAAGGUUUGAUAGAAAUAUAUUUUAUCAAAGGGUGACACAAUACUAUCUUUUCAUAGUCCAGUUCCACUUAUUAUAACUAAUGGGGCUUGAUUACCCCCAUUAUGACUGGGAAGAAAUUGGUGGGGUUGUGUCACCUGCAGUUUUAAACCAUCCAGAUAUGCGGAUUCAUCAUCUGUUGAUAAAAACUUGUUUUCACAAUAUAUGUCAACUGCUGGACCCUAAAACUUGGGCUCUCGAACUACAGUUCACAUUAUAUCUCAUUGUACCUCUUUUAUAUACUAGUCUGAUGAUAGCAGUGGGAGAGGUAGAAGGUAAAGGUAAAGGUUAAAAAAUAUCGAACGUGUUUCCAAGUUUCUUGUACCAUAGAUGACAAAUGGUAAAUCAUGUUUAUGUACUUUUUCUAUUUCCAUUUUGGAUUUAUAUUUUGUAUUACGGUUACAUGACCAAAACAGAAUGAUUUUGUACAUUAGCUAACAAAGUUUGAGAGCUACUGCCCUAGAGCAUGGCAUACAUUACUGUUGAAUUUAACAGGGAGUACUUGCAGGUGAUGUAGAUCUCCAAAGGGCACUCAGGAUUGUUCUGCAAAUUGCUACCAGUAUUGUUAACCUGGUGCUCAACAUCUUUUUCUUAAGCUUUUUAAUGUGGUUUCCUGUUGGAAAGGUAGGGUAGUGAAGUUCAUCUCAGGUUCAUAGUUUCCUCAUUUUUAACCCGCAUAGGGAACUGAGUGUGCUUUAAGAUAUGUAGUGGCAUAUUCAGCUUUCUGUAAACUUUGAGAUGAGAAAAGGAAUGAGCCAUUUGUCUUCCACAGUAAUGCACAUGGUGCAUUAGACUGUAGUAGUCAUAUCAGUCAAGUUCUCUUCCUUUCCUACCCACCUUUACAUAAAGCUGUGAAACACGGCUACAGUCAGUCAUGACAAUUAAUUGAUACUGAUGGAUACUUUUCCAUUAAUGACUAUGGUGAUUGCUUACAAAGAUGAAUAUGAUGAUUGUUAACCAAUUUCAUGUAAAUGCAAGAUGUAUAGGGGAGUGCUGACAAUACCUCCACAUUGCAGUAUUGCUUCACACACCAUCCCAUCAUUUGUGUAGUCAAUCUUUGAAAACAGGAUUCUGUGCCAUGUGAUUGUGAGUUGCAGUACCAUGACUGCCUACCCCAGUCAGUCAGUCUCUUCCCUCCCCACUGAUAUGGUCAAAUAAUUCAACAAUUUGUCUGGCAUAGGUUUAGUUAGGACUUUCAAAUUUAAUACAAUUACUACUUUUGUGGGUAUAAUAUACAAUAAUAAUUUCAAAGUUCAAAGCAGAAAUCAAGUUGUAUUGAUAAAAUGUUUGAAAUACUUGUACAAAAGAUCCUUGACUGUAGUGUGCAAUGCACCUACCCUUUUUAUGGAGCAGACAUCAUCUGGCUCAAGGCUAAGCUCCAUUUGUUGAAGGGCUUGGCUCGGUUAAGUCUGUUAAUGCAUAUGAAAGGACAAAGAUCUCAAAGCUUAAUCUUCCUAGUUGAAAUGUUCAUCAAUAUUGCAUUUCAUCAGGAAACAUUCAAGGCAUCAAGUAGAUUUGUACCUAAGCUACAGAGCACUUUUUUUUCAUAGUAAAUGAAACAAAACAUUUCAACUUGAACAUAAUUUGAAAAAAAAAGAAAACAAGCAUUUCACUACUUUCACCAACCUGCAGAUAAAAUCAUACGCAAGAUGUGACUUAAGGGCCAAAUUGUCAACUGACCAAUGUGAAUGUAGCUCUGUCAGCCAUAAUAAAAGAAUAAAUUCUAACUUAACAGAC